This is a messenger RNA of Humulus lupulus (European hop), 1632 nucleotides long. RefSeq lists its product as uncharacterized. The transcript has a single exon. The record is from RefSeq and is a predicted model, not a curated record. The coding region runs from base 1 to 1632 and encodes 543 amino acids. Lineage: Eukaryota; Viridiplantae; Streptophyta; Magnoliopsida; Rosales; Cannabaceae.
AUGAAGAGGUUUGUCGAGCUAGAGUCCAUGAUCCAACGGAUUCCUGGGUUGCCAACACCUAUAAAGAAAAGUGUCGCUAAUAGCUUUGCAGAUUCGCCAUUCGUGGAUGCUAUAGCCUUGGUCGAGAUGCCCAGGAAAUUCAGCUUUCCUAUAAUGAAGAUGUACGACGGUACCACUGAUCCAGACGACCAUGUGGCUCAGUACAAGCAACGCAUGUUGGUUACUGCUAUACCUCGAAACUUACGUGAGGCUUGCAUGUGCAAAGGUUUUGGAUCAAGCUUGGUGGGACCUGCACUUCAAUGGUAUAUAAAUAUACCCAACAACACCAUAUCCUCCUUUGCUCUAUUGACAGAUAGUUUUAUUGAGCAAUUCGCCAGUAGUCGCACGCUAGAGAAACAGUCAGAUGACCUCUAUCGGGUUAUACAGCGAAAAGGAGAGUCUUUACGCGAAUUCGUGGGCAGAUUCAAUAAAGAGAAGGUGGCCAUUCCAAAUUGCAAUGAGGCAACUGCUACGUCCGCUUUUCGUAGAGGCUUGAGUCCUGGAUCAAACCUUUACAAGGAAUUGACGAAAUACCCAUGCAAAACCAUGGAUGAUGUACUUGCAAAAGCAUGGGCACAAAUUCGCUAUGAAGAAGAUGAUAAUCGUGUUCACUUACCCCCUCGCUACGAGCAGAGGGACUCUAAAAGAACCGCAAGGACCGAAAGGAGAACCAGCGAAAGCAGAAUAGAUCCUUACCCACUUCCAAGCAAGUAUUCAUCCAGGAGAGACAACCAAAGAUCUAUGGAUCGCUCAAGCCAACGAAUGGGAGAAAAGCUUAAACUUCCUGAGUACACCUUAUCUGUACCUCCUCAAGAGGUAGUCUCAGUAAUGAAAGGAAUGGGAAGCACAGUGCGUUGGCCAGAAAAGAUGAAGGCUCCAGCAGAUAAGCGGGAUAGGAGUAAGUGGUGUGAAUUCCACUCUGACCAUGGGCAUCUCACUGAUGAAUGCAUAGCACUCCGACUAGAGGUCAACGAAUUGUUGAAGCGUGGACACCUGACUAAUUAUCUAUCAGAAAAAGGAAGAUUGACAAUAGAAGGAAAAAAGAAUCGGGAGCCAAGGUCUCAGAAGAGCCCUACCCCCGAUAGACCACCAACCAAAAAGGUGGUGAAUUGCAUUACAGGAGGAUAUGAGGUAAGUGGUAUAACAUAUUCUGCUGCAAAAAGACAUGCACGUUCGACGACAAGUGGGGAAGUUUUACACUCUACCAACACAAAUAUUGACCCAAACUUGGUGAUAAGCUUUACCAGCACAGAAGCUACAGAUCUGUUGAACCCCCAUCAUGAUGCUUUAGUUAUCUCAAUUAAUGUCGCCAAUUGCCUUGUCAAAAGGGUGCUAAUCGACAAUGGAAGUUCCACAAAUAUCCUCUUCCUGAAUGCAUUGCAAGAGAUGGGUAUUGAUGAGUCAAAUAUUACCAGGUGUUCCACAAUGAUUUUUGGAUUCAGUGGAGAGCACAAGAGUUCGAUUGGGGAGAUUGAUCUUCUAGUCUACGCUGAAGGGGUGAACAUUUGUGUCAAGUUCCUCGUACUCGAAUGUCCUUCUGCUUAUAAUAUUAUUCUGGGAAGACUAUGGUGUUAUCCAAAAAAUCAUAAGUGA